Salvia miltiorrhiza (redroot sage) is the source of this 985-nucleotide messenger RNA. RefSeq lists its product as uncharacterized. The coding region runs from base 376 to 978 and encodes 200 amino acids. The record is from RefSeq and is a predicted model, not a curated record. Gene Ontology annotation, molecular function: cysteine-type peptidase activity. Lineage: Eukaryota; Viridiplantae; Streptophyta; Magnoliopsida; Lamiales; Lamiaceae. The transcript is spliced from 5 exons. Gene Ontology annotation, biological process: proteolysis.
AGUAGUUUAUCUAUCGGUAGUCCAAUUAUAAAUGGACCAACUGAAGAAGGUGGCAUUCGGACAAAGGCAAGAAAGUUUAAGUCUCCAUACCUUCAAAGGGAACAAUGCCCAUUCAAAAAGUUGACUUUAGAAGAAAGAGAAAUUGGGUUGUACACCAUCUAUUGUGAUACACGUGACGGGUCUGAAAUACUAUUCUCAUACAAAUCAAUAGAGGUUAGUAGAGCAGGAUUUCAAACAUUGCGAAAGGGACGCGUUGUUGGAUGUUCGAUAAUUAAUGCUUGGUGUUUGUGGUUGAAUAAUCAAGAGGAGAAACGGUCUAAUGAUUCACCAUUGAGUUUUUUUUGCGGCACAGGUUUAUACACUGGUGGGUGUGACAUGCAAUACUCUGAACAUAGUAGUAGAUUCAAUGUUGGAUUGACUACUGAGUUGGCCAUGUAUAAAGGAAGACAUCUACAUCUACUAGAUAUGAUUUUCUUUCCAGUCGCAGACAAGGGUAUGUACUUUGCCCUUUGUUUUGAUACAAAAAGGGGAAAAUUGUUCGUGCUAGACAGCAUGGUUGAUGUGGAUGAAGAUGGUCGCAUGAAAGAGUAUGAACGAGUGUCUAGCUUAAUGCGUCAACUUCUGGUUGAUUAUUUGAAUCAUGCCGGCGAAGAAAACAGAGCAAAGAAAGCUGGUAAAACAAAACUUCAUGUAGUUAAGUUGAAGUGGGCAGAUGGCAUUAAUAAAGAGGACACGGGAAUUUACAUGAUGCGACAUCUAGAGACAUUCAUGGGUGAUUAUGGCGCUAGUUGGAAGUGUAUUUCUGUUGUGUCACGAGCGAAGCAACUCCACGUUUUGCGAGUCCGUUAUGGCUCUACACUUGUGGGCUGGGAGCAAAAUAAAAAUGGGGUGGCUGUGAAGAGUGAAGCAUCUGAAUAUUAUGUUACGAUUAGCCAGGUUGAAAACUUCAAUGCCAACAUUAUGUUGAUUGGUUCUUAAAGUAGUA